UGAAACUGAACAGCCAGAAAGAGCACACCUCUAAGGAUGGAGAAGGCAGAAGCACACUGCAGAAAGUUCUCCCUCAGCUCCUUCUUCAACACCGAUGAAAAGGAAUCUUGAUGUUUCCAGAUGGCUUCUGCAUGGCAAAGUGUUCUGUCUGUGCACCAGAGGAUAGUGGACAAUGGAGACAAGAGGACGGACCCAUGGCUGCUGGUCUACUCCCCUGUCCCGGUGGCACUCAUCUUCCUGGUGUACCUCUGCGUGGUCUGGGCCGGCCCUUGUCUGAUGAAACACAGAGAACCCGUUGACCUCAAAGUGGUUCUCAUUGUUUACAACUUUGCCAUGGUCGGCCUGUCUGCCUACAUGUGCUAUGAGUUCCUGGUCACAUCCUGGCUCUCGAGCUACAGCCUCCUCUGUCAGCCUGUAGAUUACAGCACCAACCCGCUGCCACUGAGGAUGGCCAGAGUCUGCUGGUGGUUCUUCUUCUCUAAGGUCAUAGAGCUCAGUGACACCAUCUUUUUCAUCCUGAGGAAGAAGAACAGCCAGCUGACGUUCCUUCAUGUUUACCAUCACUGCACCAUGAUCUUCAACUGGUGGGCGGGAAUCAAAUAUGUGCCUGGCGGACAGUCGUUCUUCAUCGGCCUGGUCAACACCUUUGUUCACACAGUGAUGUAUUCUUACUACGGCCUGGCUGCGGUGGGCCCUCACAUGCAGAAGUACCUGUGGUGGAAGAGAUACCUCACCUCUCUGCAGCUGGUGCAGUUCCUGCUGGUCCUCCUGCACUCAGGCUACAACCUGUUCACAGAGUGCGACUAUCCCGACUCCCUGAACCUGUUGGUGUUUGGUUACUGCAUCACCCUCGUCGUCCUCUUCAGUAACUUCUACUGUCAGAGCUACCUCAACAAGAAGAAGCAGAAAUAAGACACAGUGGUGAGGAUGGGAAAGGCAGACGCACACCGACCCAGUGAAUGAGAAGCAACCACAAACCUCAAAAAACCCCAAACUGAGUGCAGCUCACAGCAGCAGCAGUCAUCUCUCCCUCAGCUCCUACAACUCAGUUAAAC
Epinephelus lanceolatus (giant grouper) is the source of this 1055-nucleotide messenger RNA. RefSeq names its product very long chain fatty acid elongase 4-like. Gene Ontology annotation, cellular component: endoplasmic reticulum membrane. Gene Ontology annotation, molecular function: fatty acid elongase activity. Lineage: Eukaryota; Metazoa; Chordata; Actinopteri; Perciformes; Serranidae. The record is from RefSeq and is a predicted model, not a curated record. Gene Ontology annotation, biological process: fatty acid elongation, saturated fatty acid; sphingolipid biosynthetic process; very long-chain fatty acid biosynthetic process.